Molecule: messenger RNA, 1736 nt
Organism: Glycine soja
Lineage: Eukaryota; Viridiplantae; Streptophyta; Magnoliopsida; Fabales; Fabaceae
Exons: 15
Coding region: 277-1428 (383 amino acids)
Source: RefSeq, a predicted model, not a curated record
CAUUGGAUUCGCAGAAAAGAAGAAAACUAUGACAAAAACAUUUUACUUUGGCGCGUCAGAAAAAAAAAUAAAAUUGUGUUACAUUAAAAGUCACAACAACAACCUUAAUUUUUCAAAAUAACACCCACACCAUACAAGAUCAUCGUGCAAAGCAAACCCAUUUCGUGUUUCUUAUCUUUCUUUAUCUCUUUCUUAUCAACUAACUAUAUCAUUAUCCACUAAACAAAAGAUUAUACACAAAACAAAACUGAAGGCUGUGCUUUGCUCUGCUUCUGAAUGAAGAAAAUGAAGACACAUAGUCGUUACCAGGACAAUUUGGAUUCUGAUUCAAAGAGUAAGAGAUCAUGCUUCUGUGGAAUCGUUCCAGCGGUUUCUUUACUUUGUGUUGUCUUGCUUUUCUCGACUUUAUUCUUUGCACAACGCUACAACGAGAAACUAUUAAGGUGGAAAAUGAACAUCAAGAAAUUGAAAAAUGACAAUUGCAAGAACCAGUGCAGGACUGGUGGAAGUCAUGCAUUACCUGAAGGCAUAAUCUCCAACACUUCUGAUUUGGAAAUGCGGCAUUUGUGGGAUCUUCCUAUGACUAAGACAAUAGAGAAUAAGGAAAAUGCAUCAACCAAUUUGUUUGCAAUGGCAGUUGGGAUAAAGCAGAAAGAUCUUGUGAACAAAUUGGUCAAAAAGUUUCUAUCAAGCAAUUUCGUUGUAAUGCUCUUCCACUACGAUGGUAUUGUUGACGAAUGGAAUGACUUUGAAUGGAAUAAUCAUGUCAUUCAUGUGGCUGUAGCCAAUCAAAGUAAAUGGUGGUUUGCAAAGCGUUUCUUACACCCUGACAUAGUUGCAGAAUAUGGUUAUAUUUUCCUAUGGGAUGAGGAUCUUGGAGUUGAACACUUCCACCCGGAUAGGUAUGUUUCUAUUAUAAAAAGUGAAGGACUGGAAAUAUCACAACCAGCACUUGAUAGUAACAAAUCAGAGGUACAUCAUCAGAUUACUGCACGUGGGAGGAGGUCGAAUGUGCACAGAAGGAUUUACAAAACUGGUGGUAGUGGCAAACGUUGUGAUGAAAGUAGCACUGCUCCUCCUUGCACAGGGUGGGUUGAAAUGAUGGCUCCUGUUUUCUCAAGAGCUGCUUGGCGUUGCGUUUGGUAUAUGAUCCAGAAUGACUUGAUCCAUGCAUGGGGUCUAGAUAUGCAGCUAGGCUACUGUGCUCAGGGUGAUCGAACAAAAAAUGUUGGUGUUGUGGAUGCUGAAUACAUAGUCCACUACGGUCAUCCUACUCUUGGAGGCUUAGAUGUGAAUGAGGUUACAUCUCGGACAAAGGAUCAUAGAGUUGAUGUGAGGAGACUGUCUUACCGUGAAUUACAAGUUUUUAGAAAACGAUGGCAGAAGGCAGUUGAGGAGGAUGAUUGUUGGGUCGAUCCAUUUCAAUAACAAAUACUGAUAGUCAAAAUUAUGUAUAGAUUUUAUGAAAAUACACAAAUAUGUAAGGAGAAGCAAAUUCAAUUGGCAGAUAAAACAAAUGUUGAUCAUGGAGGGAGUAGUUAAAAAAGCCUAGAGGAGUUUUUUUAGCAUCUCAAGGGCAAGCAUGACUUCAUGGGGAAAAAAUUCUUCUCAAUUGAGUUUGGUGCAUUUUUGUUUAACCUUUCAUUUUUUAAUAGUUUCCAAAUGGAAUUGUUUAUUCUGUCCUUUGCUAAAAAUACGAAAUUUUCUCCACCUUAUGCAAAUUUCUAUUACCCUUA